CUAUUCCCUUGAAACACAAAGGAGAGAGAAACUAGAGAGAGGAAAGAGUGUGUGUGUUAGAGAGAGAGAGAGAGAGAGAGGGAGUGUGUUUGUGUGUGUAGUUUCUCACAUGGCCUCUAUGCCGUUGGGGCCGCACCACCUUCAACCACCGCAAGUAGCAGCUCCGCCGCAUCAGCAACAGCAACAACUGCCGCAAGCAGAGAAUGACCCGAUGAAGGUGGACGGUCGCCGUGGCUCCGACUCGACCACAGAUAAGGAAAUGUCCGCUCCUGUUGCUGAUGGUAAUGAUGCAGUCACUGGUCACAUAAUCUCAACCACAAUUGGAGGCAAAAAUGGCGAACCUAAACGAACCAUCAGUUACAUGGCCGAACGUGUUGUUGGUACUGGAUCAUUUGGAAUUGUUUUCCAGGCAAAGUGCUUGGAAACUGGAGAAGCAGUGGCUAUAAAGAAGGUCUUGCAGGACAGGCGGUACAAAAAUCGUGAACUGCAGUUAAUGCGCUUGAUGGAUCACCCAAAUGUAAUUUCUCUGAAGCAUUGUUUCUUCUCUACAACAAGCAGAGAUGAACUUUUUCUGAACUUGGUAAUGGAAUAUGUCCCCGAGACGAUGUACCGAGUUAUAAAGCACUACAGUAGUAUGAACCAGAGAAUUCCCCUAAUCUAUGUGAAAUUAUAUACAUAUCAAAUCUUUAGGGGACUAGCAUAUAUCCAUUCUGUACCCGGAGUUUGCCAUAGGGAUGUGAAGCCUCAAAAUCUUUUGGUUGAUCCUCUCACUCACCAAGUCAAGCUUUGUGAUUUUGGGAGUGCCAAAGUUCUGGUCCAGGGUGAAUCAAACAUUUCUUACAUAUGUUCGCGGUACUAUCGAGCCCCAGAACUAAUAUUUGGUGCGACAGAAUACACAACAUCUAUUGAUAUCUGGUCAGCUGGUUGUGUCCUUGCAGAACUACUUCUAGGCCAGCCAUUGUUCCCAGGAGAAAAUCAGGUUGACCAACUUGUGGAAAUUAUCAAGGUUCUUGGUACCCCUACUCGAGAAGAAAUUCGCUGCAUGAAUCCUAAUUAUACAGAUUUCAGAUUCCCCCAAAUCAAAGCUCAUCCUUGGCAUAAGGUUUUUCACAAGCGAAUGCCUCCUGAAGCUAUUGACCUUGCAUCAAGGCUUCUCCAAUAUUCACCAAGUCUUCGUUGCAGUGCACUGGAAGCAUUGGCACAUCCUUUCUUUGAUGAUCUCCGAGAGCCCAAUGUCCGGCUACCUAAUGGUCGUCCACUGCCUCCACUUUUCAACUUUAAACAGGAAUUAGCUGGAGCACCUCCUGAACUGAUCUAUAGACUCAUCCCGGAGCACGUGAGGCGGCAAACUGGUCUUGGCUUACCAUAUCCGGCUGGCACUCAAAUGUAAAGAGAUAGUGAAACAUAGAGUCAACCGUUCUAGUGAUUAGUAUGAAACACAUGAUGGCCUGCUUGUGGUCAAUAGAACAGGAUUCAGGCCUAAAUAUGCAGUUUUUCUCCCCUUGUGAAGAUAUAUACAUGUACUGGAUACACUGUAACCCGGAAAUGUUGAUGAUGUCUAAUAUUUCAUUCUAGUUAAAGCAUAAUUGUUCCUU
Molecule: messenger RNA, 1595 nt
Organism: Abrus precatorius (Indian licorice)
Lineage: Eukaryota; Viridiplantae; Streptophyta; Magnoliopsida; Fabales; Fabaceae
Product: shaggy-related protein kinase zeta
Exons: 12
Coding region: 110-1390 (426 amino acids)
Biological process (GO): protein phosphorylation; signal transduction
Cellular component (GO): cytoplasm
Molecular function (GO): protein serine/threonine kinase activity; ATP binding
Source: RefSeq, a predicted model, not a curated record